This is a messenger RNA of Bactrocera tryoni, 3170 nucleotides long. It is a transcript of the gene Cbl, whose product is annotated as E3 ubiquitin-protein ligase CBL-B-B. The coding region runs from base 358 to 3129 and encodes 923 amino acids. Gene Ontology annotation, cellular component: plasma membrane; membrane raft. Gene Ontology annotation, biological process: cell surface receptor signaling pathway; negative regulation of epidermal growth factor-activated receptor activity. Gene Ontology annotation, molecular function: calcium ion binding; phosphotyrosine residue binding; receptor tyrosine kinase binding. The transcript is spliced from 7 exons. The record is from RefSeq and is a predicted model, not a curated record. Lineage: Eukaryota; Metazoa; Arthropoda; Insecta; Diptera; Tephritidae.
AUGAAGUAGUGGUAAUUGUUUUUCAUUGAAAAUUCAGGUUCAUAUUCUUUGCAAAGAGCAAACGACGACGUCUAUAAUAUUUAAAAAAGAACGUGAAAAGUAGAAAAAUCGGGCAGCCAAUUCCGCCCAACAUUGGGAGGAAGGAGGAAAAUUCAUAGUGACCUUAUUUGUGUAAUAGUUAAAUAAACGUGAAGUGAAUUUUUUGAGAUCAAUUAUAUAGAAGGAAGCAGAAUCGUAGUGGCAGAGGCAGCGGAAGAAGAAGAAACACCCGUCUGCAGUUAUUGCAAGCAGCGUCAGCGUCGCUGCUGAGGCAGUUCAACAUCCUAUCCCCGACCCCGAAAAAUUAGAUCUGAAAAGAUGGCGACCAGUCGCACCAGUCGCAUACAACAAAAUAAGAAUAUUAAUUCAUUCUUUUCCAAGAUUCAAGGAGCCUUUUCUGAGGCAUGUACACAACAGCGUCUAUCGACUGAUAAGAAAACCUUGGAGAAAACUUGGAAGUUAAUGGAUAAAGUUGUAAAGUUGUGUCAGCAACCGAAAAUGAAUUUAAAAAAUAGUCCACCUUUUAUACUGGACAUAUUGCCAGACACGUAUCAGCGAUUGCGUCUUAUAUACUCCAAGAAUGAAGAUCAAAUGCAUGUUUUACAUGCCAAUGAACACUUCAAUGUGUUCAUUAAUAAUUUGAUGCGCAAAUGCAAACAAGCCAUUAAAUUGUUUAAAGAAGGAAAGGAGAAAAUGUUUGACGAGAAUUCACACUAUAGGAGAAAUUUAACCAAACUUAGUUUAGUAUUCUCUCAUAUGUUAAGCGAAUUAAAGGCCAUUUUUCCUAAUGGAGUGUUUGCUGGCGAUCAAUUUAGAAUUACGAAAGCAGACGCUGCAGAGUUUUGGAAACUUAACUUUGGCAAUAGUACGCUGGUUCCUUGGAAAAUAUUUCGUAUGGAAUUAAAUAAAGUGCAUCCAAUUUCAUCUGGUCUAGAGGCAAUGGCGUUAAAAACAACCAUAGACUUAACAUGUAACGAUUACAUUUCAAAUUUUGAAUUCGAUGUUUUUACACGUCUGUUUCAACCGUGGGUGACACUCUUACGUAACUGGCAAAUACUAGCAGUCACACACCCCGGAUAUGUUGCCUUUUUAACAUAUGAUGAAGUUAAAGCUCGCUUGCAGCGUUACAUCCAUAAAGCAGGAAGCUAUGUUUUCAGAUUAUCAUGUACGAGGCUUGGGCAAUGGGCGAUCGGUUAUGUGACCGCUGAUGGCGAAAUUUUGCAAACUAUACCACAAAACAAAUCUCUCUGUCAAGCGCUAUUGGACGGGCACAGGGAGGGCUUUUACUUGUAUCCUGAUGGUCAAGCCUGCAAUCCUGACUUAUCCUCAGCUGUGCAGAGUCCUACGGAGGAUCACAUUACCGUUACCCAAGAACAAUAUGAACUAUACUGUGAAAUGGGUAGCACAUUUCAACUGUGUAAAAUUUGCGCUGAAAAUGAUAAGGAUAUACGCAUUGAGCCAUGCGGACAUCUUUUGUGCACACCCUGCCUCACAUCUUGGCAAGUCGAUUCAGAAGGACAGGGCUGUCCAUUUUGCAGAGCCGAAAUUAAAGGCACUGAACAAAUUGUGGUUGACGCUUUUGAUCCGCGUAAGCAGCAUAAUCGGAACUCGACAAAUGGCCGCCAUCAGAACACCGACGACGACGAUACAGAGGAUGGCGCUGAUUUCAACAUUGCCACCUCAUCGCUUCAUGCAUUAAGCAACAGUAUGACCACAACCACACCUGCCACGGACAAGCAGAGCCCGCAUACGUCUCCACGUUUCGCUCGCCGAAGCACUACUCCUAGCUUACUUGCAGUACAGAACGACUUAUAUGCAGGCCACAUACCGAAUCUUACAUUGGUGAGCUCUGGCGGCAGCAACUACAUCGUGGCUGCUAACGCAUCGGCUAUAGCUAACGCAGUACUUUCACCACAGCCCACGCCCACUGCACCACCUAUACAUGCCGCCAAUGGCGGUAGUAGUAGUACAAAUGUAGCGAGUGCUGCGCAAAAAUCGACACAUCGGAUGAGCGCGCCUCUUAUGGGAGCUACCUCAGCCUCGAACGGCAGUAAUCCCAACAGUAAUUAUGUGACGAGAAUGGCGACCAGCAAAUCCGAACAUAACGACAAUUCCUCGUAUGCCAUACUACAAGGUCUACAAGAUCCUUUGCAAGCAAAUACACAACAGCAGCACACAGCUACACCACGUCAUGUUGCCCCUCCGUUGCCGCCGCGAAAGGCAUCGCCUGGUGUUGAGAAUAGUGCCACAACAAUUAUAGCUACAAGUUGUACUGUAACUCCAGUUAUAGCUAAAUCAUGUGAGACAGCAACCGUGAAACAUAAAGGGCAAACUGCAAUGGGUGGAGGAACUCCUUCAGAUAGCUUAGCGACGAAUACAGAAGGAGCUGCUGCGCCACCGCAAACAACAGCUCCACCGAUACCUCCACAUGGCAACUUGAUGUUGGUAGACAGUAUUGUUGAAGAUUUGCGAGCACAACAGAUCAGCGUGACCACAUCGACGACUUCCACUCCUCAUUCACUGACAACACAGUCAACAGCGGGUUCUGGACCUGCUUCUACGCCUACACGCUCAAUACUCGACGAUGACAUAGUCGGACCGGCCGAAACGAUUAUGGGUGUAAUUGACACUCGGCCCUUGGAAGCACGAUUGGCAGUAUCAGCUCGCAUUUUGGAACCAACAACCGUAAAGCUGCCACCAGUAACUGCUAUUAACCCCAUGGCGUGCACUCCGCAUUACACACAAAUAUGCAAUGCGACUUCAUCAACACAACCACUGGCAAUGGCAUCUGCCGCAACCACGGGAGGCUCAGUAGUAACUGCGUCAACGGUGGCAUCGCAGCGAAGUCAGCAGCAAGCCACGCAAUCACUACAGCAACUACAACAACAGCCGCUUCUAUACGAGAAUGUAGCGAUCAAUCAAAAAGACUGCAAUGUACCAUAUGAAAAUAUCAAUCUUGAAUACAUUGCACGGCUUGUGAAGGAGGGCUAUACCAAAGAAAACGCUAUUACAGCGCUGGGCAUUUCUCGCAACAAUAUUGAGAUGGCAUGCGACAUUUUGCGCGAGUUCGUGUCGAAGAGUACUGUUUGAGAUGAGCGGCCGGCAAGUAUGAUACCUGAGAUAUUAUCAAA